CCCACCAAGCUGCUUUCUUUCAUUCCCAAGUUCCGUGCAAUUUCCAAUAAAAAUAUACUCUUUGCCUGUAACUUUGAUCGCAGGACAAAUCCAAAGGGGGGUUCGUGAGUUCGACAGAGUAGAAAGGCUAAUCUUUGUAUGGAGCAACUCAUUAACUUCAUUAUCCGGCCACCCAGAGCUGAGUACGACCAAACAGAUGAUUUGCUGGAUCAAGAAUUCAUGCUCAAGGGUAAAUGGUAUUUGAGAAAAGAUAUAGAGGUUAAAAAUAGUCGAGGAGAUACUCUUCAAUGUAGUCACUAUAUGCCCAUUAUUUGUCCGGAGGACAAAUCACUGCCUUGCGUUAUUUACUGCCAUGGAAACAGUGGAUGCAGGACUGAUGCUAGUGAAGCUGCUAUAAUUUUGCUACCUUCAAACAUUACUGUUUUCACACUUGACUUUUCUGGUUCUGGAUUGUCAGGAGGAGAACAUGUGACCUUAGGUUGGAAUGAGAAAGAUGAUCUCGCUGCAGUGGUUGAGUACUUGAGGGAAGAUGGCAAUGUCUCCCUCAUCGGUUUGUGGGGUCGCUCAAUGGGUGCAGUGACUAGCUUAAUGUAUGGGGCUGAGGAUCCUUCAAUAGCUGGAAUGGUGCUUGAUAGCCCAUUUUCUGAUUUGGUCGAAUUGAUGAUGGAACUUGUGGAUACGUAUAAAGUUCGUAUUCCCAAAUUCACGGUGAAGUUUGCGAUCCAGUACAUGCGAAGAGCUAUUCUCAAGAAAGCAAAAUUUGAUAUCACUGAGCUCAACACUAUCAAGGUGGCAAAGUCCUGCUUUGUUCCAGUUCUACUGGGACAUGCCGAAGAUGAUGGUUUUAUACAGCCACACCAUACAGACCGUAUAUAUGAAGCUUAUGUGGGGGAUAAGAAUGUAAUCAAAUUUUUAGGAGAUCACAACUCUCCUCGUCCACAGUUUUAUUUUGAUUCUAUAAACAUCUUUUUCCACAAUGUUCUGCAACCUCCUGAGGAUGACGUUGGGGAAACUUUUCUUGACACAAUGCCUGAUUACUUUGGCAGGGAUAAAUGGAGUACCUUACCGGAACGGGGACAUGCAGAGGAUAAUUUCUUUGCGGCAGGUCUUGCUUCAAGCACAACAGAAGAUGCCAUUGAGCAGCUUCGAUCCAAGAGACAGAUGAGUCGAAUGGAGGUUCCAUCAGAUGUCUCGUCACAAGAUAAAUCCGCAGAAAAUGAGGAAGGAUCCAGAAAUAAGCUGAGGCCGUCGUCUUCAAACAUGACUAGUUUUGAACUAUCUGAUGGCCAUCCAUAUGGUCCCCAUGUCCCGGCUUCUAUAGAUGCUGAUGAUUACCUUGAGUACUCACUUGAUAAUAGCUUGUCUGACUUUCCUUCCAACUUAGAAGAAGAAGAAAGGAUGUUCAGAGAAGCUAUGAUGGAAUCGUUAAAAGACAUGGGGACACUUUCUAAUAAUACCACGGAAUAUUCAUUAGAUGACAAUUCCGAGAAGCCUAAUUCCCUCCCAAACGGUUAUGAGUCUUCUGUUCUUCUUCCUAGUUCAGAGCAAUCAGCAAUCAUUGGACAUAAUUCAGCUGACCAGAUCCAGUCAGACGAUAAACUUCUUAUUUCCUCCGCUCAAUCUGAACCGCAGACUCUAGCAGAAACCAGCAAUUCUCCAGCCAACACAGUAAGCUCAGCCAAUGAUAUUGAAACAGUUGGUUUUACAAAAGCUAUGUCCUCCACUCAAUCUGAACCGCAGACUCUGGCAGAAGCCAACACGGUUUAACA
This is a messenger RNA of Impatiens glandulifera, 1769 nucleotides long. RefSeq lists its product as uncharacterized. The record is from RefSeq and is a predicted model, not a curated record. The transcript has 15 exons. Lineage: Eukaryota; Viridiplantae; Streptophyta; Magnoliopsida; Ericales; Balsaminaceae. Bases 139 to 1767 code for a protein of 542 amino acids.